This is a messenger RNA of Colletotrichum tamarilloi, 1347 nucleotides long. RefSeq lists its product as uncharacterized. Gene Ontology annotation, molecular function: phosphoric diester hydrolase activity. NCBI's taxonomy places the organism in Eukaryota, Fungi, Ascomycota, Sordariomycetes, Glomerellales, Glomerellaceae. Bases 1 to 1347 code for a protein of 448 amino acids. Gene Ontology annotation, biological process: lipid metabolic process. The record is from RefSeq and is a predicted model, not a curated record. The transcript is spliced from 3 exons.
AUGGCAGUGGGACUUCCGACAAGCGCCAAAAACCCUGUUCAGAACAGAUUGCAGGUUCUGCAGGCGCAGUACCCUGAAUAUCAUGUCGUAAUCUGGGCUUCUGCUGGAGGAUCACUCAAGCUUCUGCCCGGAACGCGAUGGGUUCGCAAGGGAGUUGAACUUAUUCAAUUCAGUAAUCUUUUGGGCCUUACUACAGACACGCGCCAUUUCGAGUACUACAUUGUCAUUGAGGGGGCCUUUCGAUACCGCAACAAGUACAUGAAAGCAACCGAUUAUCGGGAUUACGUUGGCUCGACAGCCAAUUUUGACUUUGAGAAGCGGCAAUGUGUCAUGCAGCCCAAAACCGAUUUCUGUGCCAAAUCUUGGAUGAAGCACCUCCCCGACGACAUGUGUGUAAAGGAUUUGAGCUUACCGGGAACUCGUUGUAGCAGUGCCUCAACCUAUUGGAUCAACGAUGUCGCGAACAUUGACGUCGAGCCAGAAAUCAGCGAUAAGAAGCUGAGGUUACAGUUACUCGGCAUGCACAAGUGCCACAAAGACAGUAUUCGCACUCAACUUCAAAACGGCGUUCGGCUGCUCGACCUACGAUGUGACGGAGAACGCAGACUACGGCACGGCCCUCUGGUCCUUGAAAAGCAGCUCGAAGACGUACUUGAUGAUGUCAGGGACUUCUUGAAAGACAAUAAGAACGAAACCGUCAUGAUCAUGCUCAGUUUCUCAUCCGCCUCCGCAACAUAUGACGCCGACAAGCAUUGGUCCGAGGGUUACAGCAUCAAUUACGACGAUCUGCCGAAGAACUUCAACAGAGACUUCAAGAGGGAUAUGAAGAAAGAAAAUCUCUUGUACACAGGCAAACAAUGGCCUCUUCUUCGCGAUGUUCGCGGAAAGGCUGUCAUCUUUCGUGGGUGGGACGUGGAUUCUGAGGAAGACCGAUGGGGUUUGGAAUGCCGGUUGCCAGUUUGGGUGGCCGCGCGCAGUCCCACAUCAUCCAUCAAGGCCGAGGACCUUGCUGCCCAGCGAUGGGAAAGCCUGGCAGGAGACUUCAGCAGCCGAGACUCACUCAAAUCGAUCGUGCUGGCAGCUUGUCUGCAUCAUGAUCCGACAGACGAAACAGGUUGGGUUUCUCCAUUACAGACGGCCCCUAUCCUUCAGAAUAAGGCGGUAGAACACCUCAAGAACUCUACGAGGAAGAUGAAGCAUUUGUGGGUGUAUGGUGAUGAUAUGAAGGAGAAGACAAACCUGGCCAUUGCCAAGUUGAACUUCUGGGGUUCAGACGACGAGGGACCCAGUCGGCCACUGCCGCUGACAGUUCACUCGGCGCCUUCAAAAUUGAUCACUACUAAGUAA